CGGCGUCGAUCACGAGCGCAGCCAGUGUUUCCGUAUUGUCUUCAUCUACAGGAUCCUGACAGGAGCUCCUCUUCUUUAUCUAACUAGCUGAGGAAACAGUGACAGGAUGAGUAGUGAAAAAUACCCCAGGUCUUCUAUUGAAGACGACUUUAACUAUGGCACCAAUGUGGCUACAGCCAGUGUCCAGAUCCGGAUGGACUUCCUGAGGAAGGUGUACACACUGCUCAGCCUGCAGAUCAUCCUGACAACAGCCACCUCCGCCCUCUUCAUGUUCUCUCAACCCAUCAAGGAGUUUGUCCACGCCAGUCCUGCUGUGGUUCUGGGUUCUGCUCUGGGCUCCCUGGUUCUCCUGCUGGCCCUGGCCGUGUACAGACACCAACACCCAGUCAACCUCUACCUGCUGCUCGUCUUUACCCUGCUGGAAGCUGUUUCUGUGGCCACAGCUUUGACCUUCUAUGAAUACUCCACUGUACUGCAAGCCUUGUUCCUCACCUGUGCCGUGUUUGCUGGACUGACCGUCUACACCUUCCAGUCCAAGAGAGACUUCAGUAAACUGGGAGCAGGACUGUUCGCCUGCCUGUGGAUCCUCCUCAUUGCAAGCUUCAUGAGGUUCUUCUUCAACAGUGACAGCACAGAGCUGGUCAUGGCUGGAGCCGGGGCUCUGGUCUUCUGCGGCUUCAUCAUCUACGACACCCACCUGCUGAUGAAGCAGCUCUCUCCUGAGGAGCACAUCCUGGCCUCCAUCAACCUCUAUCUGGACAUUGUCAACCUCUUCCUGCACAUCUUGCGGGUCCUGGAUUCUAUGAAGAAGCACUGAGUGCUGCAGGGCCCCUUCACACUGCUCUACAGACUGCCUGUGCUGUGAUUAGCCUCUGUUCAUGUGAGUUUCUGUCAUGAAGUUGGGCCAAAAUGGGAUUUUAGAGGAAACCUGUCUGUGUUUGGUGAGCUGUCUUAACCCUUUGAUGCACAACAUAUAAACACCUUCUAAUGCACAACAUGGGUCAAAAAUGACCCACAUUCAUUCCCCAUGUUAUUUCAUGCUGGCUGUGUGUUAAAAUAUCUUUUUUUAUUACAACAGAUCAAUAUAUCCAUAUUUCCUUUCAUAUUUUAUGAAGAAAAAUAGUUUUUGUAUUAUUACAUCAAGUUUACACACAUGGGCCAAAAUGACCUUGUGCAUUAGAAGCAUAGUGAUACACAUAGUGAUACACUAUUGAGUGAUACACAAUUUGAGUAUAAUGUGUAACUGUGUUUGUCUUAUUUUUAAGGUUUAACUUUAAAAGAGUUGUUACAACCACCAGAUUAUAUUGGAAAAUCACAUGUUUUAACAUUUGGGACUUAUUAGAGCCACCAAAUUAUAAUUUCCAUUGGAAAAACACCAAUUUAACACAAAAGGAUAGUUAAUAUUUGUGUCUUCUUUGUCAGGUUUUAAAUUGGUGACAACAUAUAAACACCUUCUAAUGCACAACAUGGGUCAAAAAUGACCUUAUGCAUUAGAAGCGUAGUGAUAAAAAAGGGGUUUUUAUUCAAAAAGUAAGAAAUGAAAACAAAAAAUGAGGAUAUAUGAUGAUCAAAAACAAGUUAUUUGAGGAAAACCUGCAAUAGUGAAUGAUGAAAAUAAUUUAUUGCAAAGAUAUAGAAUAUAAAAACUUGUGCAUCAAAGGGUUAACAGGUGUCUGCACUACAUGCUUCUGUUCAUCUCACCAAACUACUUUUUGUUUCUAAUUGUUGUUCUGUAUGCAGUAGAUAUACAUCAGUGAAGUUUUGUUUCAUCUGAAACCAAAAUUUACUCAUCAUAUCAUGAGACCGUUCUGUGACUUAAAGGUACACCAACUGAAUUGACAUAAAGCCCACUAGCUCCGCCCACUGGCCUAUAAGCAGCUCACUGGCUCUUUUCAACCAAGGCACUUCCAGGGUCGGAGCUGAUGCCUAAUCUGGAACCAGUUCUACACGUUUCGACAGCCAAAAAAAACGGCUCUCAGCCAAGAAAACUGGUUCCAGUGUGGCACCAAAUCUUUGCUGGUCUUGAACCACGAAACGCUUACAUUAGAGGCUGGGGGCGGGAUUAUCGUGACCAACAAGACCAACUAAAACACGCGUCAUUCAUUUUAUUUUAUUUAUUUAACUGCAAUGCAAUUGAUAUCAACAAAGCAGAUAUAUUUUCAGACUUAUACAGUGAUGUUAUGACGUGAACGAAAAGGCCUGUAUAACCUGAUAAUGUAAUAAAUUCCCGAUAAUGUAAUAACCCCGAUAAUGUAAUAAAAAUCUGCACUUAAGUCCAUUGAAAAUGUAAUAAAACCUGAUAAUGUAAUAACUUCCCGAUAAUGUAAUAAAGUGCAUUUCCCAAUACUGUAAUACUCUUUUUUUUUUUUAACCAAUAAUGUAAUAAAGUAUAACAUUAAUGGGAGGUUAUUAGGUUAUUACAUUAUCAGGUUAGCCUUCAUUACGCAAGUCCUGAUAAUGUAAUAAUUCCCCAAUAUUGUAAUAAUUUAACAGCAGACCACCCAUUACUUGGGUUCAAGUGGUGAUACUGUGUAGGCAACUCUAGCUCAAGAGCUGUAGCGCCACCAACAGGUCAAAGUUGAAUCUUUAUUUACUUUUGACCCGUUCAUUCGUUUUUCACAAACGAGGUAUGGGUGGUCUGCUGUUAAAUUAUUAUAAUGAUAAUGAUAUGAUAUAUAUAUAUAUAUAUAUAUAUAUAUAUAUAUAUAUAAUGCCAUGGACCUGGUGUGGACAAUUUUAGUGUUGUAAAACCAAAACCCAGUUGAGAUUGAAGCGUUAACAGUGAGCUGUGGGACCCUUGAAGAACUAGUAGAUGCUUUAACACAUUUUAGAAAGUGCAUUUUUAAAGUCUAUUUUUCCAACACUAUCUCUCAGUGGGGUUUCAUUCCAUUCCAUUGAUAUAUUCUCAAAUUGACUUAAUUGUUGAAUGUUUUCAGUGUUGUUAAUAAUAAGUAGUUUAUAUUCCAGUACCAUUGCACCAUUGUCACAUUCCCCAUCUGCUAAUGGUGUACAACAGAAAGUGCAUGCCUGGUUUAUUAAUAUCUGUGAUUGUACAUAGUGAAAUGGUGUAAAUGUAAAAGUGUACAGUUUAGUACUGAAGUUAAAGAGGAGUGGAAUCUGAAGGCUUUAGAGAAAUAUGAUUCUUUUCCUUUGAGUAAUCUAAAGCAUGGGUAUGGGGAAAUGAUAUGAAGGCAUUUGAUUCAACUGUUCUUAAUGAAUGAUUUAAUAAAAAGACCAUGUGCAAUGUUUUUCUUCUUUCUUUUUUUUUUUAGCUACACUUGUGCUCGUCUUAAAUUAGAUGUGCAUGACUGUUGCUUUUGUACUGGACAGACAGCAGAUUUAUGUCAUUGUGUUUGUUUAGUUGAUUGUGUUUUUAUGAUUAAUGGCUGGCCUUUAAAACUGCUGUAAACUCUGUUGUUAAAGAUUCUUUAUGGAGCUCUCACAGUCGUGAAAAUAAAGACUGCUGUAUUUUCCAAAUGGAAACAGUA
Messenger RNA from Centropristis striata (black sea bass), 3488 nucleotides. It is a transcript of the gene tmbim4, whose product is annotated as transmembrane BAX inhibitor motif containing 4. The coding region runs from base 107 to 817 and encodes 236 amino acids. Gene Ontology annotation, cellular component: membrane. The record is from RefSeq and is a predicted model, not a curated record. Gene Ontology annotation, biological process: negative regulation of apoptotic process. The transcript has 7 exons. NCBI's taxonomy places the organism in Eukaryota, Metazoa, Chordata, Actinopteri, Perciformes, Serranidae.